GCACAGGGCCCAGGUGGAUUGGCCCUUCUGAGGAGCUGUAGGCCGAGCGCAGAGGAGGCCAUAGGCUGGGCCAGCAAGAUGGAGGCCGGAGUGAAGGAGUUCCUAGCCAAAGCCAAAGAAGACUUCCUCAAGAAAUGGGAGAACCCCUCCCAGAACACGGCCAGUUUGGAUCAGUUUGAUCGAAUCAAGACCCUGGGCACAGGCUCAUUUGGGAGGGUGAUGCUGGUGAAAGACAAAGAGACCGGGAAUCACUAUGCCAUGAAGAUCCUGGAUAAACAGAAGGUAGUGAAGCUCAAACAAAUUGAGCACACCCUCAAUGAAAAACGGAUACUCCAGGCCAUCAACUUUCCAUUACUCAUCAAACUGGAGUAUUCUUUCAAAGUAGGUGUCCUUGGCUUGCCAGUCCGACCCUG
Molecule: messenger RNA, 413 nt
Organism: Chrysemys picta bellii (western painted turtle)
Lineage: Eukaryota; Metazoa; Chordata; Testudines; Emydidae
Source: RefSeq, a predicted model, not a curated record